Messenger RNA from Juglans microcarpa x Juglans regia, 3261 nucleotides. RefSeq lists its product as uncharacterized. The record is from RefSeq and is a predicted model, not a curated record. Bases 1 to 3261 code for a protein of 1086 amino acids. The transcript has 6 exons. Gene Ontology annotation, molecular function: RNA-DNA hybrid ribonuclease activity; nucleic acid binding. NCBI's taxonomy places the organism in Eukaryota, Viridiplantae, Streptophyta, Magnoliopsida, Fagales, Juglandaceae.
AUGAAACACUUAGCAUGGAACUGCCGAGGGCUUGGGAACCCUCGGACAAUUUGUGAGCUUCACCUGAUGGUGAAGGAAAAGUGCCCGGAUGUUGUGUUCCUGAGUGAAACAAAAUGUAGAAGGAAAAGAAUAGAACUUACCCGAGACAAACUAAGUUUUGACCACUGCUUUUCUGUUGACAGUAUCGGAAUGAGUGGGGGUAUUGCCAUAUUUUGGAAAAGAGAAAUAGAAGCUGAACUAGAUUCCUACUCUCAUAACCACAUAUCUAUUUCAGCUUCCUCUAACAUCCCAAGCAAGAAAUGGACCGUAACAUAUUUCUAUGGACAGCCUACUACUGCUAAAAGAAGUGCAAGCUGGGAUCUUCUUAGGCUUAUUCAUUCCAGAACUCAUAAUCCCUGGUUGUGCAUGGGGGAUUUUAAUGAGAUCAUGUUCCAAGAUGAGUACUUUGGCUCUAACACCCACCCCUUUAAGCAAAUGGAAGAAUUUAGACAGGCCUUAUCAGACUGUAGACUUAUGGAUAUUGGCUUUGGAGGGUCAAAGUUUACUUUGUGUAAUAAAAGGGAGGGCUCUGAAUUAACUAAAUGUCGUUUGGAUAGAGCCCUAGUCAAUGAUGAAUGGCUUAACCUUUUUUAUUCUAAUCAGAGUGAGAUAGACGGUUAUCUUGAAGAAGAAGAGCUGAAAUGGAGACAAAGAGCUAAACAAAGAUGGCUUAAGGAUGGAGACAGGAACACUAAAUACUUUCAUAAGUGUGCAACUCAAAGGAAACAGAUGAACAGAAUUAAGCAAAUCAAAAGUGAAAAUGGGAGUGUGACUUUCAAUAAGGAAGAGAUUGCAAGGACCUUUCAAGACUAUUAUCAAAACCUAUUCUCCUCUUUUAACCCAAGCAAUAUCGAAGCUGCCUUGAACUCCUUCCCUCCCUCAGUCACUACAGAAAUGAACUGCUCCCUUGCUAGCCCUUUUUCUGAACAUAAAGUUGUAAAUGCAAUUAAGGACAUGAACCUCCUUGGAUCACCUAGCCCAGAUGGAUUCCCAGCUGCUUUCUACCAUCAACAUUGGUCCACAAUAGGCAAGGAAGUGACAGCAGUAGUCAUAGAAGUUCUAAACACCAGAAAGGGUUUUGAAGAAAUCAAUCAAACAUUUAUUUCUCUGAUCCCCAAGAAGAAGUGCCCACAAUCUGUUCUAGAUUACAGACAUAUCAGUCUCUGCAAUGUCUUCUAUAAGAUCAUCUCUAAAGUAAUUGCCAACAGACUCAAGCUCAUUUUGCCUAACCUCAUUUCCCUCACCCAAAGUGCAUUUGUUUCAGAAAGACUGAUCUCAGAUAAUGUUAUUGUUGCAUAUGAGCUGUUGCAUUCCAUGCAAACAAGGUUAAAAGGGAAGCAUAAUGGCUUUAUGGCCCUUAAGCUCGAUAUGAGUAAAGCAUAUGAUCGAGUGGAAUGGGACUUUUUAAGUAAAAUAAUGAGGAAAAUGGAAUACCCCAAGAAGCUUUCACCCCUUUUAGAGGGAGUUAUUUCUGGAAUCCCAGCUGCUCGAGGCUCCUUUCAUGUGAACCAUCUUUUCUUCGCAGAUGACAGCUUGGUUUUCUACAGAUCAAACCCAGAUGAAUGGAACACCAAACUUGAGGUCCAACAAGCCAUUCUACAACAAUCAGGAAUCAAAGCUUCAGGAUCCUUUGAUAAAUAUCUGGGGUCACCAUCUUAUGUGGGCAGGAAUAGAAGCAAGGCUUUUCACUCAAUACUUAGCAGGGUCAAAGCUAAGAUGGUUAAUUGGAAGAGUAAUAUGUUGUCUCAAGCUGGGAAGGAGAUCCUUCUUAAAUCUGUACUGCAGUCAAUCCCUACUUAUAGCAUGGGGAUCUUUAAACUUCCCAAAACUAUUCUUAGAAGCCUCAACCAGCUUUUGCAAUCUUUCUGGUGGGGUCAAAGCAAUCAUAGAUCUAAAAUCCAUUGGUUGAGCUGGCAAACUUUAGGGAAAUCCAAACAGAAGGGGGCCUUGGGAUUUAGGGACUUUGAACAUUUUAACUUAGCAUUACUGGCUAAACAAGGUUGGAGGAUCAUUCAAAACCCUCUAUCUCUUGCAGCUCAGGUUCUCAAAGCCAAAUAUUUCCCUACCUCGGACUUUCUAUCAGCCAAAUUAAGACCUCAUGAUUCAUAUGUGUGGAAGAGUUUCCUACUAGCCAGACCAGUACUUAAGGCAGGUUUGAUAUGGAAAGUUGGUGAUGGAAGAAAAAUCAAAAUUUGGCAGGAUCAAUGGCUUCCAUGCCCAUCUACAUUUAGAGUGCAAUCUCCUAUCCACAUUUUAGAGGCUGAAGCUCAAGUUGCUAAUCUCAUCAACCCAGUCACCAUGCAGUGGGAUCUAUCUCUCAUUUAUGACAUAUUCUCAGCCUCUGAGGCUCACUUAAAGAGGAUAGAGUGGGGCAAUCUUCAACUCAGAAUCCCAAUUCAAGAUUCUGGAACAAAGUAUGGGGUAUCUGAGUACCUCAAAUCACUAAAUCCUUUCUUUGGAGAGCUGCUUUCUAUGAGCUCAAAAAGAAUUCAGAAAUCAAGUUUACUUGAAGGAUCUUUUAAAGAUACUCUGACCUCCAUAAUGGAUCACUUAUCUCCUCUGGAGAUCAUUGAAUUUGUUGUCACUGCAAAAGCUAUUUGGUUUAGAAGGAAUACCUGGCUCUUUGAACAGCAAUUCCAACCCCCUUCUCAAGUGUCAAAGCUGGUCCAAGUAGAGAUGGCUUCCAUUAAUUUUUGGCUGGAGAAUGGGACAAAACAGAAGGAAAUCCAAGAACCUAAAAACAACAGGUGGAUUGCUCCUCCAUUAGAUGUAUUCAAAGUUAAUUGGGAUGCUGCCAUUGAUAAAGGCAACUCGAGGUUGGGGAUUGGUGUGAUGGUUAGGAACUCAGAAGGAGCUGUUAUGGCAUCAUUGUGUUCAUCAAUGGACUUGUUCCUGGAUCCACUCCUUGGUGAGGCUGUAGCAGCUCGAAGGGCUUCUUCUUUUUGUUCAGAAUUGGGAUUACAACAUAUUAUUCUUGAAGGUGACUCUCUAUCGGUGGUGAAAGCUAUUCAACACAAAGAGGAUAGUUGGAGUGAUACUGGUCUUGUUAUUAGAGACAUUAAGGUCAUGCUAUCCAAGUUUCUUUCUUGGUCUGUUCUACAUGUCCAUAGGGAAGUUAAUGAAUUGCACAUCAUUUGGCAAAGUUUGCUCUUAGUUGCCAAGAUGAUUGUAUACUUAUUGAGGACUAUCCUCCUUGUAUCCAGCACUUGCUUUGAUGAAUGA